This is a messenger RNA of Prionailurus viverrinus (fishing cat), 2338 nucleotides long. RefSeq names its product TatD DNase domain containing 1 (gene TATDN1). Lineage: Eukaryota; Metazoa; Chordata; Mammalia; Carnivora; Felidae. The transcript has 10 exons. Gene Ontology annotation, molecular function: 3'-5'-DNA exonuclease activity. Gene Ontology annotation, cellular component: cytosol. The record is from RefSeq and is a predicted model, not a curated record. The coding region runs from base 22 to 795 and encodes 257 amino acids.
GGGAGGAGCCGGGCCGCAGACAUGAGUCGCUUCAAGUUUGUGGAUAUUGGUAUCAACUUGACAGAUCCUAUGUUCAGAGGAAUUUAUAGGGGAGUUCAGAAGCAUCAAGACGACUUACAAGAUGUAAUAGAAAGAGCUGUCCAGAUUGGUGUUAAAAAGUUUAUGAUCACAGGUGGAAAUCUGCAGGACAGCAAAGAGGCACUGCAUUUGGCACAAACAAAUGAUAUGUUUUUCAGUACAGUUGGAUGUCAUCCUACAAGAUGUGAUGAAUUUGAAAAGAAUGACCCUGAUCUUUACCUAAUGGAGUUGUUAAAUCUCGCUGAAAACAAUAAGGGGAAAGUUGUAGCAAUAGGGGAAUGUGGACUUGAUUUUGACCGACUACAGUUCUGUCCCAGAGAUACUCAGCUCAAAUAUUUUGAAAAACAGUUUGAACUGGCAGAACAAACAAAAUUACCAAUGUUUCUUCACUGUCGGAACUCACAUGCUGAAUUUUUGGACAUAAUGAAAAGAAACAGAGAUCGGUGUGUAGGUGGAGUGGUGCAUUCAUUUGAUGGUACCAAGGAAGCAGCAGCUGCCUUGAUGGACUUGGGUCUCUAUAUAGGAUUUAAUGGAACCUACCAAACUGUAUGGUACUGGCACAAAAACAGACAUAUACAUCAACAGGACAGUAUACAGAGGCCCGACACAAAGCCAGAUGGAGACAGACGGAAUCAAGACCAGGAAACUUCAAAGCAAACAACUGGGUUUCUUCAUAAAAUAAAUUUUAAGGGGAAGAAGAGAUGCAGGAAAAUUUAACAGGUUAAGAGAUUUAGACUGCAAUGUGUGGCUCCCAUUUGGAUCCUAAGUCAAACAAACAACAAGAAUGUAGGACACUGUGACAGUUUGAAUACUGGUAUAUUAAAAGAGUUGGGGUUUCUUAAACAUGAUAAUAGUAUUGUGGUUGCAUUUUUUUUAAUAUUCAUGCUUAAAGAUACAUGCUGAAAUAUUUUCUGAAAUAAAUGCUAAAAUGUAGAAACUACAACAAUUUGAAUUUCCUUCAAGAUUAUAUAGAAGAGGUUUGGGACGAGUGGAUGGGAUCGUUAUCGGCCAGGAGUUGAUAACUGAUGGGGCCAAGUAAUGAAUACAUGGGGGUUUUUAUAUUCUAGUUUUAUAUAUAUUUUAACCUCUCCAGAAAGAAAGUUAUAUAUAUGCUAAAAUUAAAAAUGCAACGUAAGGACAGUAUUAAUCAUCAUUACAUUAUAUAGCAAACCAUCCCAAAACUCAUUGGCAUAUGACAGGAGGUAUUUUUUUCUUACUGCUGAGUCUUUGGGUUAGCUAGGGGUUGACUGAUAGAGGCAGAUCUUUCAGGCUACAUGUUGAAUUCAGAUCCAAGUUACGUGUUUUCAUUCUGGAUGCCCAGGCUGAAGAGGCAACAGAUGUUAAAUGCAUGCUACUCUCAGAUCACAAAAGUGCCAUCAAAAUCAAAACAGUGCAUUUCAAGCUUCUGCUCAUGGCCAGAUUUAAGCUCCUCCUUCUAAGAAACCAUGGCAAGGGUAUAGAUACAUUUCUAUUCAAGGAAGGUGAAGAACUGAGACCAAUAAAACAGUCGUCUCGUGGUCUGAAAAUGAAAGUUAAGGAAAUGAAAGUUAAUUUCCCAGGAAUGGAUGAAAGAAAGAAGGCCUAGCAGACUAAUUCAGGAGUCCUAAAAUUGACUAAUAAAAGUCCCAGAAAGAGAGAAGACAAGAGAGGAAAAUUCCUUUUUUCCCAUAAUUUUUCUCAGAGUUGGGGGUGGGGGGUGGGGUCUAAAUUGGAAGGGUUCUAACACAUCAAGUUUCAGAAUGUCAAAAGUAAUGGAAGAUCCUGUUUCUAGAUGUGGGGGAAAGGGCACCAAAAAAGGAGACUCAAACUGACAUCUCUAACUAGGUUGUCAUUUUCAUUCCUUGUUAAAUGCUGCUCGUUCUGAGACUAUGAUUUUCAUCCUUUGUGAAGAUUCGAUUUCUGGUUAGUGAAGCAUUAAUUUUGAUAUCUUUGUACCAAUACUUGGCCCAUACAGAACUGACCAGACCUUCAAACUCAGCAUUUUGAGCCUUUCUACGUUAUGCAAAUUACCCAGGGAAGCAAAUGAAUUCUUUAAAUAAAGUUUUACACAGACUGAUUUUUAUUGCUCAACUGAUAAGCACAAAAAAAACUGCAUCCCCCAAAAGCCAGGAUAUGGUUGGAAUAGAUCUUAAUCCGGAUUCUGUAAGGAUAGAAAUGCGUAUACUGCCAUUAGAGCCAACCAAAGUUUUGUUUGGGGAUUUUAGGUUUUGUAAUGUUUUAGGUAAGUUUAUAAUACAAAAAAAAGUUCCUCAUUAAAUAU